UCAGAUGCGGCAGAGAGCAUCUCUUAGCCAAUACCGGCUCUGGGCGGAGCUCCUGCCGGCUCUGUAGUCCGUAUGGUAGGUCGGAGAGACCCACUGGGCUCAGGAUGGCUACAGCGGCCGCAUCGGCGAGCAGCACGGAGAGAAGCGUUUUGGAGGAAGAAUUCAAAUGGCUCCUGAAAGAGGAGGUCCAUUCCGUUCUGAAGCAGCUGCAGGACAUCUUGAAGGAAGCUUCCCGGAGGUUUACGCUUCCCGGAGGUGUAGGCGAGGGCCCCACCAAACAAGAGAACUUUGCACUAGGGACCACAAGCUCGGAUCAAGUAAAGGGCAUAUUAACUCUCCAAGGGGACACCUUGUGUCAGGCUGAAGUGAAUCUGAAAACCCUGCGGACCAAUCAGCUCUUGCACUUUGCCUUCCGUGAAGACAAACAGUGGAAGAUGCAGCAGAUUCAAGAUGCUCGAAAUCACGUCAACCAGGCUAUAUACUUACUGACCAACCGCGGAGAGAACUACACAUUCCAGACUGGGGCAGAGGUGCUGAAGCUGAUGGACGCGGUAAUGCUCCAGCUGACCCGGGCUCGGAACCGCCUGACAACGCCAGCCACCAUGACCCUGCCAGAAGUAGCCACCAGCGGGCUCACGAAAAUGUUCACCCCGGCGCUGCCGCCUGACAUCCUGCUGAAUUUCUAUGUCAAUGUGAACAAGCUGUGCCUGCUGGUGUACCAGCUGCAUGCCCUCCAGCCAAACUCCACCAAGAAUUUCCGACCGUCGGGCAGUGCCGUCCUGCACAAUCCAGGAGCCAUGUUUGAGCUGAACAAUCAACGAUUUGAAGUCAGCCAUGUCCAUAAAGUGGAAUGCGUGGUGCCCUGGCUGAACGAUGCUCUGGUCUUCUUCACGGUGUCGCUGCAGCUCUGCCAGCAACUGAAGGAUAAGAUCUCCGUGUUUUCCAGUUACUGGAAUUUCAGACCAUAUUAAGGAGCAGAGCCCCCCCCCAUCUUUCCUUGUGGCUUUAUAGACUGCUGCCUACACCAUGUUCCACACUGGGAGAUCUCUCCCCAUUGGCCAGUUGGCUGUCAGGAGGUUUCCUGGAACAGACCUUCUGCCGCUGUUUGAAGUCGAUUCCCGUUGGAGUCACUGGCGACUUUAGUGAAACACUACAGAGAGACUGUGAUGGGCCCCGCCCCCAGAAUUCUACACAGUCACAAUUCUACUUGGCUUGUGUUGCACGACUCGUGUAAAUGUUGAAUAUGUGUAUAUAUGAUGUAUUUAUUCACCUCACAUUCCCCAGGCACGGGAUAGGGAGUCGUUCCUAUUGAGCUGCUCAUUGCCCACAGACAUUGUACAGAUGGAGCGGGAGUAAUGGAAGCAUCUGGCACACACAGCGAUGCCCAGUGCGUCUGCUCCAUCUGUGUGUGAGUCUGUGUGUGAUUCAGGCAGGCCCGGACUGGCAAUCUGUGGGUUCUGGCAAAUGCCAGGGCCUAUUUUGAAUGCCAGUCCGGAUCUGUAUCCAGGGUUAGUCUGGUAGUCAUGCGUAUCCCAGAAUCCUUUGCAGGCCCCUCUUCCAUUGUCCAUGUUAUUUUUAUUCUGUAUAUAGGACCAAAGCCCCUGAUGAGCAGGUAUCUGCAAUGUGCUUGAUAAAAGGGAAUGCAUCCCAUGGAACACUAGUGUUUUUUGUUACAGGAAUCCUCAGUAUUUAUGGAUUUAAACAUUUAUUUCUCCUUCUGUUCCUGGUUUUUGUACUGUCACAUGUGCAUGAAUAAAGUUUUUUUUGUGUGUAUCGAUAA
Xenopus tropicalis (tropical clawed frog) is the source of this 1780-nucleotide messenger RNA. RefSeq names its product rogdi homolog (gene rogdi). The coding region runs from base 105 to 971 and encodes 288 amino acids. Lineage: Eukaryota; Metazoa; Chordata; Amphibia; Anura; Pipidae. The record is from RefSeq and is a predicted model, not a curated record. The transcript is spliced from 11 exons. Gene Ontology annotation, cellular component: synaptic vesicle.